UAAUAUUGGGAAUUGUAACAUAGUUCAACGCAACACUCUUUUGAUUCCACAAUUCUUCUUCUGGACCUGCGAUUCUCGCAAUCAUGGCCACCGUGCAACUCCAAUCCCUAACCCUCACUCGCUCCUCCACACUCCCUUCCCUCACCUCUCCACCGAUUCCCGUCACCGCCCGCCGCAACUCCGCUGCGCUGCCGAGCUACUCUGGCCUCCGGCUCCGAGCCACCGUUGGAAUUGUUUUUUCCACCCGCGCAGCCUCGAGAACCGCUCCUCGCGGCGGACGCAUCGCUUGCGAGGCACAGAAUACCACCGUCGAAGUGACUGCUAUUACUGAUGGAAAUUGGCAAUCACUUGUGCUUGAAGCCGAUACUCCUGUUCUGGUUGAAUUCUGGGCUCCAUGGUGCGGUCCCUGCCGAAUGAUCCACCCGAUAAUCGAUGAACUGGCGAAGGAAUAUGUUGGUAAGCUGAAGUGUUACAAACUCAAUACUGAUGAGAGCCCUUCAACUGCCAGCCGUUAUGGGAUUCGAAGUAUUCCCACUGUCAUUAUUUUCAAGAAUGGUGAGAAGAAAGAUACAGUUAUUGGAGCUGUCCCCAAGACAACAUUGACCUCUAGCAUAGAAAAAUUCCUGUGAGCAAAUGAAAGUAAAGCUAUUUUUCUCGUUAGCUUCCUCUCAUCUAAGCCAAAUAUCAGGUUGGGAUUAUUUGUUUCUUAAAUAACCAUUUGUGGUCCUGUAUAGUUAUGGAUGCAAACCAUAUUUUCUGAUUUCUUUAGAUAAUUAUAGUUAACAAUGUGUUGCGUAAAUUUGCCAUCUAUUAUAGCUCAAAUUAAAUCUAUUUUGCA
Molecule: messenger RNA, 838 nt
Organism: Vigna unguiculata (cowpea)
Lineage: Eukaryota; Viridiplantae; Streptophyta; Magnoliopsida; Fabales; Fabaceae
Cellular component (GO): cytoplasm
Molecular function (GO): protein-disulfide reductase activity
Source: RefSeq, a predicted model, not a curated record